AUGAGACAGUAUGAGAAAGAUCAGUUUUGUCCUCCGAACCCGUUUGGGUACGGAAGGAACAAAAUUGGACUAAAUGGAGACGUUGGAUGGGUUGAGUAUCUUCUUUUUACUUCCACUAAUUUCCCUAUGAACUCCAAAAUCUUUUCGUCACUAGUAAAUGAGUACGUAAAAGAAGUAAGAAAAAUGGGGUGUAAUAUACUUGAGUUAAUGGCGGAGGGCCUUAAGAUAGAGCCAAAGAAUGUGUUAAGCCGAAUGCUAAGCGAUGAGAAAGCCGACAUAGUCUUUAGGCUUAACCACUAUCCACCAUGCUCUGACUCUAACCCUGACUCAGACCUAGACCUGAACAAUAGGUCCAUGAGCCACGGAAGAACCUCGAUUGGAUUUGGAGAGCACACAGACCCACAACUUAUAUCGAUUGCUAGAUCCAAUGCCACAUCAGGCUUUCAAAUUAUCUUGAAGAUGGAACUGGGUCGCAGUCCCACAAGAUGA
Lactuca virosa is the source of this 489-nucleotide messenger RNA. NCBI's taxonomy places the organism in Eukaryota, Viridiplantae, Streptophyta, Magnoliopsida, Asterales, Asteraceae. The record is from the annotation of a GenBank genome assembly.